Messenger RNA from Vombatus ursinus (common wombat), 2104 nucleotides. It is a transcript of the gene IZUMO1, whose product is annotated as izumo sperm-egg fusion 1. Gene Ontology annotation, cellular component: acrosomal membrane; plasma membrane. Gene Ontology annotation, molecular function: signaling receptor binding; protein binding involved in heterotypic cell-cell adhesion. The record is from RefSeq and is a predicted model, not a curated record. Gene Ontology annotation, biological process: sperm-egg recognition; fusion of sperm to egg plasma membrane involved in single fertilization; heterotypic cell-cell adhesion. The coding region runs from base 831 to 1997 and encodes 388 amino acids. NCBI's taxonomy places the organism in Eukaryota, Metazoa, Chordata, Mammalia, Diprotodontia, Vombatidae. The transcript has 10 exons.
CCAGGUGAGAAAGUCCAGGGUUUUUCCUUUUUGGGGUCUAGAUCCCAUCUUCAUCGCCCCCAUCCCCACAGUACCUGUCCUCUCCGGACGGGCACAGCCUUCCCAGAGUCCACCUCCUCUUGGACCCAGGCACCCCCUCCCCAGGGUCCACUUGUUCUGGGGCCCUUGUGUCUCAUCCCCAGUGCCUGCCUGCUCUAGGACCGAGGCUCUCCGCCUAGUGCCUGUCCUCUGGGGGACCCAGGCACCCCUUCCCCAGUACCCGCCUGCUCUGGGACCCAGAUGCCCCUCGUCUUAAUGGAAUACAGGUACUACACGAAGUAGACUGCAUCUCCCAGAAGCGCCCUGGGUUCGGGGCUCCAUCGGCUAAGGAAGCAACUGUCCCACGGAUUGCUGGGAGUGGUAGUCCUGGAGCCGCACUGCCCACUCGGGGUGCAGUGGAGCGUGAGAAGAUUGGAGUUUGACCCCCUCGGGUGUUCCCAGGACUCCCAGUCACAAUCUGGGAUUCCACGGCCCUAUGAGGUCAUACAGGGGCGUCCUUGCCUAGCACCUCGGUCGCCCACCAGUGUCCAACAGAACGGGUAGGGGUAAGCAGGGCGUCUGGGGUCCGUGGACAAGGCAACUGUUCACGUGGGAGUCUCCUGACCUGGCUCACACUCCCGGAGCCCAAUAAGGGCUUAGAGAUCGUCCACAGGAGCUCAGAGAAGAGAAGGGGACCGUCCUGGGAUCCCCACCCCACCCGCUUUCCUGUUUGCUGUGGGACUACAGCUCCCAGCAGCGCCUAGGGAGCGGCGGCCUCACAGAACUACCGUGUCCCCGAGGCGUGGUGACUUAUGGGCAAUGUAGUGAAGGCGGCGCCUCUGCAAGGGACACGCCCAGAGGAGCCUCGCAGUGGAUUCCCUAGGGCUGUGGUGAGUUCCACCUGCAUGGGCAGUCUCCUACGCUCCGCGUUGCCCCUGGGGUUCGUGGUCUUGGCCCUGGUUUCGAGCCCGCGCCGAGCGUGGGGAUGCUUGCUCUGCGACCCCGCAGUCGUGGCGGGACUGCGAGACCUGGAGCAGAACUACCUGCCCAGCCACAUGGACCUGGACCCCCAAGCUCUGCAGACUUUAGUGAACCGGCUGGAGGAGACUAUACAACAGUUCAGUGAUCUUCCGGUUGAGGAGAACGUCUACCAGGGCGUCAUAGAUGAGCCCACGCUGAGCAAAGCGUCCUGGACCUUCCUGAAGGAGCUGAGGCGAAUCAAAGAUAGCAGCCUCAGAGACGAUUUCCUCUUGAAGGAGCUCACCUGGACAUUGCAUAUGCAGAAGGAGCAUUUCUUGGGCCUGGCUGUAAAGUUCCAGAGGGAAAGUCUUUGUCCCAACAAAUGCGGCUUCAUGAUGCAGACCCUCGUCUGGUGCCAUGGGUGUGAGAAACAGGUGCAUUCGUGUCAAAAGUCUUACGACUGCGGGGCACAAAGCGUGCGGGUGAUGGAGAACGGUGACAUGGUCUUGGACUGCGAACUGAGUUGGCAUAAAGCAGCCGAAGGGCUGACGGACUACAGAUUCUACAGGGUCUGGCCAAAUGGCUCAGAAAUCCUGAUAAGUCGGAGCCAAGAGUCCACCCUGAUCAAGCCCAUGGUGUCCUUGGAAGACUCGGGUGUCUAUCGCUGCAUCUUGGGUACGGUCCGGGAGCACAGCCCAGCCACAGUCAUCACCUACUACGUAAAAGUUGACCAGGAAGAAGAACAGUCUUCUAUGACUUCGACUUCAGCCCCGAGGGAGACUUCAAACUCACCGUUGGAGGCCGGCUUGGAGGCUGAGCUCCGCCCGGAGUUUAAAUCCGAACAAUGCAACGACCACAGAGAAGUCUUCACGCACUCAAGCCAGAACGCAGCCAGAAUCCUCAACAUCACCCUGAUCGGGCUAGUCGCUGGUGGGGUGGCUGCAGUGCUGGGGAGUCUGGCGCUGACCCUCUAUUGCGUCCGCAGGGCGGGCGUACACCUGGGCAGGGCGAGUAAGUAAGGCCAAGGGAAUGCCAGAAGCCAAUGUUCCUGGAUGGAUUCGUCGGCCCCGGGAUGCGGAGAUCCGGGGCACCCUUACCCUUCAGUCAAUAAAAAUGUCUCCUCUUC